Molecule: messenger RNA, 864 nt
Organism: Aspergillus bombycis
Lineage: Eukaryota; Fungi; Ascomycota; Eurotiomycetes; Eurotiales; Aspergillaceae
Product: sulfotransferase family protein
Exons: 4
Coding region: 1-864 (287 amino acids)
Source: RefSeq, a predicted model, not a curated record
AUGCAUUUUUACAAACCAACCUCCCCAAUUAUCCCGCGCCCGAAUCCCAUGAAAGUUCUGAUAUUAGGAUUGCCACGGACAGGUACCACUUCUCUGUACGCAGCUCUGAAGGUUCUCGGGUUCAACACAUACCACUACAACGAAAUCGUUAAGAACAAAAACAAUCAACACUUUCAGCUCUGGUUGAAGGCCCUACAAGCAAAGUACGAUGGUAUCGAUACGCCUUUCAAGGGAGAAGACUUCGACCAAAUGCUUUGGAACUAUGAUGCUGCCUCAGCAGACCCCUGCUGCUUUUUUGUCGAGGAGAUGAUCGCAGCAUACCCAGAUGCCAAAGUGAUUUUGACAACCCGCUCUCGCGAGGCAUGGUUCAGAUCCAUGCAGGCCUUCCUCCUUGAAAUACUUUCUUGGAAGUCCUGGCCGGUGUUGAGUUUCUUUGAUGAUGAGUUCUCUGGACCAUACUAUCGAUUCCUCAAUCAGACAAUGUCUAUUUUAUCAAAAGGCCUCGUACCAUACAGCCCGUCGGCGUACCCGGCAAUUCUGGAGUCUUUUGACGAUCACAAUGAUUUCAUUCGCCGCACCGUGCCAAAGGAGAGGCUUUUGGAAUUCCAUCCAAGUGAUGGGUGGAGCCCGUUGUGCGAGUUCCUGGACCUGCCAGCCCCAGAGGGUGAUUUUCCGUACUUGAACGCAGCACAGGACGCCAUGAAACAGGAGCAGGCACAGUAUUGGUCGAGAUGGUCUUGGGUUGCUAAGCGACUGGGACGGCAUGUAGUCCCACGUGGCCAGAGCAAUGCUGGAAACCCAUAUGUGAAUCCGCGCGACUCAGGCGACAAUCGAAUCGUGCAUUGGAAGGAGUUAGGCUGUUAG